Notechis scutatus (mainland tiger snake) is the source of this 1423-nucleotide messenger RNA. It is a transcript of the gene AMACR, whose product is annotated as alpha-methylacyl-CoA racemase. Gene Ontology annotation, biological process: bile acid metabolic process. Gene Ontology annotation, molecular function: alpha-methylacyl-CoA racemase activity. The record is from RefSeq and is a predicted model, not a curated record. Lineage: Eukaryota; Metazoa; Chordata; Lepidosauria; Squamata; Elapidae. Gene Ontology annotation, cellular component: mitochondrion.
AGUUCCAGGGGGUUGUAAGGCUAGGAUAGGCUCCAGCAGAAGAAAGGUCGGGGCCAAACGUGCAAUGAUGCGGCCUCCAGCGUUCCGCAUCUGCCCGGACCUCUGGAAGCCGAGCGCUCGCCAGGAGGAGGCGCCCGGCCUGGAGGCGGCGGCAGCAGCAGCAGCGCCGGCCCUCCGAUUCCUCCCAGCCUGCCCGACCUUCUCUCCGCCCUGCGCAGUUUCCUCAGUUCAGGCCGCGAUGGCGCUGCACGGCGUGCGGGUGCUGGAGAUGGCUGGCUUGGCGCCGGCGCCUCUCUGCGGCCUAAUUCUGGCCGACUUCGGGGCGCAGGUGGUGCGGGUGGACCGCUGGCCCCGCACGCCCUUCAACCCGGACGUGCAAGGCCGCGGCAAGCGCUCCGUCGCGCUGAAUCUGAAGCAGCCCCAGGGCACCGCCACGCUACGUAGGAUGGCCCAGCAAGCGGACGUCCUGGUGGAUCCCUUCCGACCAGGUGCCAUGGAAAAACUUGGUCUCAGUCCUGAUAUCCUCCUUCAGGAUAAUCCCAGGCUCAUCUAUGCCAGGUUGACAGGAUUUGGCCAAUCAGGAAAAUAUGUCAAAUUGGCAGGCCAUGAUAUCAACUAUCUGGCAGUGUCAGGUGUGUUGUCUAAACUUGGCCGAAAAAAUGAAAAUCCUUAUGCUCCAGGCAAUCUUCUGGCUGAUUUUGCUGGUGGAGGAGUCAUGUGUGCAAUGGGUAUCAUCAUGGCCUUGUAUGAACGUACAAAAUCUAGAAAAGGGCAGGUCAUUGAUGCUAGCAUGGUAGAAGGUGUAGCAUAUCUAAGUUCCUUUCUGUGGAAAUCUCAAAACUUGGACUUCUGGAAGAGAGGACGCGGGGAGAACCUGUUGGAUAGUGGAGCCCCUUUUUAUGAAAUAUACAAGACCUCGGAUGGGAAAUUUAUGGCAGUUGGUGCACUGGAACCACAAUUUUAUGAGCAGUUCAUCAGAGGUUUGGGACUGGAUCUUCAGAAACUUCCCAGUCAGAUGAGUUUCUCAGACUGGCCUGAAAUGAAGAAGAUAUUUACAGAUGUAUUUAAGAAAAAAUCCCAAGCGGAAUGGUGUGAGAUCUUUGAUGAUGUGGAUGCUUGUGUGACCCCAGUGUUGACUUUUGAUGAAGCUGCCUCUCAUCCCCAUAAUGAACAGCGGGGAUCUUUUCUUAAAAAUGAUCAGGAGGAGAUAAGUCCAAGACCAUCUCCCCUUUUGUCCAGAACUCCAGCUACACCUUCAUUCAAGAGAGAUCCUUUGAUAGGAGAACACACCGAGGAAGUUCUCCUGGAGUAUGGUUUUUCCAAAAAAGAGAUUUUACAGCUCCAUUCGCUCCAAGUAAUUGAAUUAAAUAACCUUAAAGCAAACUUAUAAUAUGAAAGCCUGCAAAUCAAGAGUUUGUCUUGG